AUAAAGCAUCGCCAGUGUGAGAUAUGAAAAUGGAAUGACAGUAAUCGCCGCGAAAUAAGAAGGGAUCGCAUCGAGUGAGUGUCGCAAAAGUGAGGGAUGGGAGGGUUGAAAAAUGCGCAGUGAAGUUCGGUGCGGCGAGGAUAUACUCGGAGGGUUUUUAACGACGUAGUGUAACCGUCAAGUAUCGCAAAGCAUGUGACAAUGCGUCGGAGAAGGUACUGCAACCUUCUGACCUUCACUAUGGUGUUGCUCAUUUUUGUCGGACGCAGCGACGGCUAUUUGAACAUCUUCAUCAGCAAAGCUCAGGUCAUGAAACUCCUUGGACUCACUGCGGAACUGUUCUACGUUCGAGAAGGGGUGGUCAACAAUUAUGCUAUGAACUUUGUCGUCCCAGUUCCGGCCAAUAUGGCUGACCUAGAGUUUUCCUGGCAGAGCCUCGUUGCACACCCGCUUCCCUACUCCAUGCAGCUCGACUACGAAGUCGUCGGGACGCCAGGUCGAGGCAACACGGGGAUGAUGGCGCUACUGCCGCCAAGGGUGAACGUCUCGGCCCAGGGAGAAGUUCCAGUCAAGCUUCAGGUGUUCAGGAUACGUUUGCCCUGUUCAGGACUCGCCAGUGCCGAGAUUCCGUUGGUCUUGAGACUGAAUGUUUCGGCACCACCUGGGACUCGAUACAACGACACUGUUCUAUUAUUCAGACGCAAUAAAAUUUGUCUCAAAGGUGUGGAAGCUCCACUGAAGAACAAUUCAGUAAAGCUGGAAGCUGGUUCCUUGGUAACUGGCAGUGGAACACUCUACGUGGCAGCGGCUUGUGCUUGCGCCCUGGUCCUCGUCGUUGCAAGCGUGGUCAGCGCCCUGUACAUCAGAAAUAGCAAGGCCAGGGUUCAAGAAUCACAAAAAACGCUACCCUGCUGUAGCUACACAGCAGCUACUACCGGAGGUCUGACCGGGAGCUCGGUCCUCGUAAGGGUGGACACUCGCCCCGGAAGUGCAAACUCUGGAAGCUACGCGACCAUCGCUGACUUGGAGCCACUUUACGCUAGACCUUGCGGGUCAAGGGCGAGCUACUACGCUGCCAGUCAUGUGACGCAUCUCAGUCAGGCGACGGAUCCGUGUGACAAAGCGAAAGCUCUCGCCGUUCCCAGGUCAGCUCUGCACUGUCGAAACCUCGCACAGGUAGGAACCUUCGGCCAGGUUUUCAAGGGAACAUUGGAAUUGGCUGGACGAGAUCAGGAAGUGAUUAUUAAGACUGUCACAGAAGUGGCUUCCGCCUAUCAAGCUUCCCUCCUCGUCGUCGAAGGAUCACAGCUCGCCGGGCUCGUUCACGCUAACAUUGCUUCGUUGGCUGCGGCCUGCCUCGACAGUCCAUGUCCACUUCUGGCCUAUAACUCGACGAUAAACGAGCUAAACCUGAAGCUCUACUUGACUGAUGGCCGAUAUCACCCCGUCGCUAGGGACCUCGUCCACGUCGGUGCCCAAGUCGCAAGGGCGGGAGCUUUCUUGCAUGGACGAGGACUCUUGCAUAGGGAUAUCGCAGCGAGAAACUGCCUCAUAGAACCGGCCAGCCUUCGCGUCAGGCUUGCCGACGCUGCUUUGGCGCGGGAUCUUUUCCCUCAGGACUACCACUGUUUGGGUGACAAUGAAAAUCGACCUAUUCGGUGGAUGGCUCUCGAAACUCUCAUCCAUAAUCAGUUUAGCACUGCCACCGAUGUGUGGGCUUUCGGCGUUCUCCUGUGGGAACUGGCGACGAUGGGGCAGCAGCCGUACCUGGAGGUGGAUCCCUUCGAGAUGAUGGCGUGUCUGAGGGACGGCUACAGGCUGGCCCAGCCGAGACCUUGCGCCGAUGAGCUUUUCGCGGUGAUGACGGUCUGCUGGCUCGGACUUCCGCGGGACAGGCCGACGAUGCCGCAGCUCCUCGCCUACCUCCAGGAGUUCCACGACGCGCUCGGUGGUUUCAUUUAG
Molecule: messenger RNA, 1962 nt
Organism: Diprion similis
Lineage: Eukaryota; Metazoa; Arthropoda; Insecta; Hymenoptera; Diprionidae
Product: tyrosine-protein kinase Drl-like
Exons: 9
Coding region: 202-1962 (586 amino acids)
Biological process (GO): axonogenesis; positive regulation of kinase activity; cell surface receptor protein tyrosine kinase signaling pathway
Cellular component (GO): signaling receptor complex
Molecular function (GO): ATP binding; protein tyrosine kinase activity
Source: RefSeq, a predicted model, not a curated record